Molecule: messenger RNA, 792 nt
Organism: Verticillium alfalfae VaMs.102
Lineage: Eukaryota; Fungi; Ascomycota; Sordariomycetes; Glomerellales; Plectosphaerellaceae
Product: 1,2-dihydroxy-3-keto-5-methylthiopentene dioxygenase
Exons: 4
Coding region: 120-650 (176 amino acids)
Molecular function (GO): acireductone dioxygenase [iron(II)-requiring] activity
Source: RefSeq, a predicted model, not a curated record
GCUCACACAACUAACGUCCACCAUCAAUCGUGACAAUUGAUCAGCAUUCACGCCCUUCUCCCAGCAUUCCUAUCACCCAUAUUUACUACCGUAUCUUGGGUCGACGCUAACCUGUAACGAUGAAAGCCUAUUGGUUUGAUAACCUGCCUGGCGACCAGCGGCUUCCCCAUGAUUCUGGGAACGCAGUCGACGAGGAGGGGCUAGAGCAACUCGGCGUCUACUAUCACAAUAUAUCAGACAUUGAAGGGGUUAACCAGCUAGCCGCAAAGAAAGGCUACAAGAACCGCGACGAGAUCAUUGUUUCUCCAGAGCAGAUGGGUGAUGUGUAUGAGGAUAAAGUGAAGAGUUUUUUCAACGAACAUCUUCACGAGGACGAGGAGAUAAGGUAUGUCCGUGAUGGGCAAGGAUUCUUUGAUGUCCGCAGUCGUGACGAUGAAUGGGUGCGCAUCCGCGUGGAGAAGGAUGACUUGAUUAUCCUACCGCCUGGUAUAUACCAUCGGUUCACAACAGAUGAAACGAAUUACAUAAAAGCAAUGAGGCUCUUCAAAGACGAACCAAAGUGGACUCCACUGAACCGGUCAUCUGACCUGGACGCGAACCCUCAUCGUCAGCAAUAUAGUAGGGAAUACCUGGCAAGCCCGACAGCUUGAUGACACAACGGUAGUCCGGGGCGAACAGGAUACCGACAUACCCACCUCCUACGUGCGAAGCAGAGCCCGCUUUGUCUCUUUGCUCCGAAGAGGGUUUACACAGCAUGCAGAGAGACAAGGUUCAAUAAUACACAAUUCAAUC